Fraxinus pennsylvanica is the source of this 519-nucleotide messenger RNA. The record is from the annotation of a GenBank genome assembly. NCBI's taxonomy places the organism in Eukaryota, Viridiplantae, Streptophyta, Magnoliopsida, Lamiales, Oleaceae.
AUGAGAAUUCGCAGCGAGGUGGGGGCAUCGCCGACGCGUGGAAAUCACGGUCUGUGUUCGCUGAUGAGGGGCACUUCCAACAUUAAGCGAACUCAGAACUAUGCGGCUAAAGUCGCGGCUCAGCGUCUCGUUCAGGUCAUGGCUUCCCAAGCUUUCGCCGACAACAACGACGAAGAUUACGAUGAUGGAGCUGAAGGUGUGCAAAUGAACUCGACUGCACAGUCAAAUCCUAGCAAAGAUGUGAGGACUCCACCUCUUGAAAAAGAGAAAGACGAAGUGGGAUGGGAUUGCGCUGAAGAAUACAAAGCUCUUGAGGAUCAGUUGAAGAGAGCCCCUAGUCAUGACUCCUACUCCAUUGAAACAGUGGAACCCUCGUUGCUGAACUCGGAUACGGGCUUUAAAUCGGAGCCCCAUCACACUGAAAACGAUGAUAUUAGAUUGGAGCUGACUCUGGGGUUCAAUCCAGUGUUGCACAAUCAUCUAUCCAUAGUAAUAAAGUUCUGUGAUAGGGAAGUCUGA